This is a messenger RNA of Protopolystoma xenopodis, 429 nucleotides long. The record is from the annotation of a GenBank genome assembly. NCBI's taxonomy places the organism in Eukaryota, Metazoa, Platyhelminthes, Monogenea, Polystomatidea, Polystomatidae.
AUGGGCUUCGGACGGUUCAGUCCUUUAGUUCUCGUUUUUAUUUUUUAUAAAUCAAAAAGUCGAAAGCGCAAGCCUGACUCAUCUACUGGAACGCCGGGGAACGAAGUGCCGAUUGAAGGUGCUGCUCCCGGUUCUAAUAGACGAAACCGAAAUGCCUCAGGUGCUUUGGUCGCCCCGGGUUCGGCCGGAUCAAAUCGCAAUGCAGCCAUGUCUGUCGCACCGGAUGCAUCUUUGACUCCCUCUACUCUAUUAUCCUCUGCAGAUUCUCAACCUGUGCCUCGGGCUGCCACUGAACAGGCUUUUACAAACUCUGCUUAUCUAGGAAUGACAUCCAACCAGACCUCGGCCUCUGUCUUUCCCGGGGAUAUUGCCAGAUCUAAUGAUGGCAAUGAGGCUAGUUCUUAUUUCUUUAUUUAUCACUCAGUUUAA